AUGCUUUCGCGACGAGCCGUCACCAUGCUUCGAUCGCCUGUGGCCCGAGUGGCCCAGGUCCAGGUCCGAGGUAUCCGAGCCUCCUUCGACAAGGCCGAGGAGCCCAUGCUCGGCGAUUACCCCGACAUUGACCCCUUCCCCGCACAGCUCAAGAACCCCUACAAGAAGUACGACGACCAGCAGGACCGACGAAACCUGGAGGAGCCCCUGAGUGUCAACGAUGAUCUGUACGACAUGUGGUCUCCUGACCGAUUCACCCACUUCAAGAACCAGGACGCCCUCAAGUACUUCAUUGGUUUCCUGACCAUCUUCUUCGGUGCCUCUUACGUCGCCACCUACUUUGUGCCCGAGAAGGCCGCCAUCCCCCGAGAGUUCCCUUACGAGGGUCUGUGGAAGGAGUCUGGAGGAACCGAGAAGUCCAAGGCUUUCUUCGGCCAGCGAUCCGAGUAG
Messenger RNA from Yarrowia lipolytica CLIB122, 450 nucleotides. RefSeq lists its product as uncharacterized. Lineage: Eukaryota; Fungi; Ascomycota; Dipodascomycetes; Dipodascales. The record is from RefSeq and is a predicted model, not a curated record. Gene Ontology annotation, cellular component: mitochondrion.